This is a messenger RNA of Folsomia candida, 993 nucleotides long. RefSeq names its product zinc finger protein 525-like. Gene Ontology annotation, biological process: regulation of transcription by RNA polymerase II. The transcript has 5 exons. Gene Ontology annotation, molecular function: RNA polymerase II cis-regulatory region sequence-specific DNA binding; DNA-binding transcription activator activity, RNA polymerase II-specific. Lineage: Eukaryota; Metazoa; Arthropoda; Collembola; Entomobryomorpha; Isotomidae. The coding region runs from base 1 to 993 and encodes 330 amino acids. The record is from RefSeq and is a predicted model, not a curated record. Gene Ontology annotation, cellular component: nucleus.
AUGUCACGAUUGGGAUAUUUAGAAACACAAGGAAUUUCGUAUAACUCAUGUUUAAUAGCAGGAAAGUAUUUUAACACGGCUCAAAGGGAUACCAAAAAAGGGGUUAAUUCAAAGUGCAGCACAAUACCCUCGAAGCUAUCACUGGAUUCUUUUCAAGUUCAGGCCGUGAGCAACAAUCUUAGAAUAUUGCCAAUGGAUAAAAUUGAUCUCUGGAAAUUUAUAUGCUUACACAUCCGCUACCGCCACACGCGUGAAAAAAUUGCGAAAUGUGACCUCUGCGAGGAAUCCUUUAUCGACACGGCGCUCCUGUCCAGUCACGUGGCGCGCGUCCACACCAAAACCCGCCACGUCUGCCCCGUUUGCGGAAAGAGUUUCGGGCGCGUCGAGUCCUUCAAGGGGCACGUCCGGCGGCACGACGAUAUCAAAAACUACGCCUGCGCCACGUGCGGAGAAAAGUUUGUGUACCACAACCAGCUAAGAGCGCACCGGAUCAAGGACCAUGGUGCUGACCCGGGCGACCCCUUCAUUUGCGAGGAGUGCGGGAAAACCUUAAAAACUGCGACUACCCUCAAACUCCACGUGAUGACGCAUCGUGGCGAGAAACCACACAAAUGCGACACCUGCGACUACCGCGCCGUCACUAAAGCGCGGCUACUCCAGCACAAAAGAAGGCACACGGACGAGCGCCCAUUUCCCUGCGACCAGUGCGAGGAUUCUUUUAAAGCCAGGAGGGAGUUAGAAUCCCACGUCAGCAAGAUCCACGAGGCCGUCCGCUACACGUGCCCGCACUGCGGAAAAGAGUACUUCGCAAAAUACACGCUCCGCGCCCACAUGCGCCGCCACACGGGCGAAAAACGAGUCAAAUGUGACCACUGUGAGGAAUCCUUCUUCGAUCGGUACGCCCUCUCCCGGCACGUGGCCCUCGCUCAUACCGAAACCAAGCAGGACGGGCAGGGAAACAAGGUGGCUGAGGCUUUGGGCCGGAAGAACUAA